UGUGGAAUGUGGAUGAUAAAAAUUAUGGUUGGUCAAUCUUUUUAUAAAACUUGCUUAAAAUUCGUAUAGUUUUCAAUUUAAUAAGAAAUUAAAUCUGAAUUUCCUUCCUUCGAAAUAAGUAAAAAAAUUCUUGAAAAAGCAUGAGUUCCGAAGUCAACUCAAAAGUAACUGGUCCAGUUCAUCACAGAAGUAAAUAUUACAAUGUCAUGGUGAAAGUGGACGACGAUGUGUAUUAUUUAGACAAAUUCCAACUGGCCUGGAAAUCAGACUACUUCGAGAAGUUGUUCGAGUAUUCUGACCAACAAGAAUGCAUUUCGACCAAUUCAAUUACGUUGAUUUAAUAAUGGCUAUGGAUUACUUACAAAUGGAAAUAGAUCGGAGAACCUACGAACGUUUCAUCCGGAAAAAUUGUUGCGCAGAUGAGAAAAUAUUCGAACUAUACAACUUCGUUCGAGAGAAUCCGAAUUUACAGUGGUUGUUUAAGUUAGUUUUAGAAUAUUUAUCUGUUCAUUUGGCAGAUAUGCGAAAUAACAUAGAUUUCUCAUCUAUACCAUUUGGUCACAUUAUGCGGAUAAUUUUAGGCAAAAGAACCUUCAGUUGGGAGUAUACUCCGACUACGAGUAAGAGUAAGAGUGAUGUGCUUAAAGUUUGUCAAGUUUGCUCAGAAUGGAUUUGCACCAGUUUGGAAAAUAGGCUUGCACAUGUAGCAAAGCUCGUCAAUGCUGUUAAACGAAGAUUUCGUUACGUGAAUUAUGAAGUGAAUGAUGACGAUUGUAAUACGGUGUUAUCCGAAAUCGCAGAACAAAUAGAUCCCAAAAUGAUGACGAAACUAUUCUACAAAUUUUUGAUGUACGAUGGAGGCAUACGAGUAAAUCCAGCUCAGAAUCUACAGGAAGAUGAGAGUCUAAUGUACGAGAACAGUCUACUGGAAGAUGAGAGUCUAGUGGAAGAUGAAGAAAGAGAAGCUUGGAUCCGUUCUGAAGAUGAUGGAAAAAAGUUUGCAAAACUUGUAGAAAAUAAUUAUUGUUACGAUGUCGUAGUCAAUGUUGGAGAAAAAACGUAUAAACUUCAUCGAUUUAUAUUGAAUUCAGCGUCCGGCUAUUUCGCUGAAAUUUUUUCCACCAAGCAGUCCAACUCCUCGGACGUUCAAUGUGCAGAAGUAACGACACAGUUACCAAAUAAAAAUGAGACGUAUUCGAUUCAUGACGUUGAUCAAACCACGUUCGACAUGAUCAUCGAAUAUAUCUAUUUCGAUGAAUAUUUCGAUGAAUUGCAAUUAACACUUGAGACUAUAACUCGUAUACUGAGAGCUGCCAAUUUUUUGAAAAUGGAAAAAUUAUUCAAUACUUGUAUAUCUUGGAUAAAGACGCAUAUCGACGAAGUUUGUGCGAAAGUUUUAAUCAUCGAUGAAUAUAUGUCUAUGUCGUGGAUAAAAGACAACAUUGAAGAAAUUGUUUCAAGAUUUCUAACCAUACCUGAUACAGAGAAUACAUUGCCUAUAUGUUCAUUUACUUUCGAUAUGUUGGAAUAUUUACUUAUGUCCUCGACGUACUGCUGCGAUAAUCCGCAUCAAAUUGUAGACGCAUGUUCGAAAUGGAUUUUCCACGAUGUAAAAAAUCGAUAUCAUCUGAUACCACAAAUCGCCCUUGCUAUUAAUCGCAAUCUUCAUUACAAUAAAAUCGAACCUUCUACAGAUUUAAUAAACUGCUCAUCGGAGCAAACAAUUCUAGACGAAUUAUGGAAGACUUUAAAUCAUACUUCAUUGAUACUUUCGGUUUCCACUGAGAAAACCCCGAACGUUGGUAAACAGAAAUGGAAAGAAAUACCCGUUUUUGUCGCAGUAUCCGAGAGAACAACUACAAUUCAUGUUUUGAAUGCUGAUUUAGAGGAAAUCGCCUCAUUGCGUCUUUCAAAUUCAGAUGUUUAUCAAUUUACCGCGACUUUAAUGGAUGAUAAUUUAUUCAUUAUGUUAUGUUUAGAUUGUGAUUAUUUUCGGUUUGGUGUAUAUAAGUUAUCUUUGAAAAAAUUCAUCUCUUUGAAUAACUGUCUAGAAUUGGAAAAACCAAGCAAAUGCUAUCGGAGUACGAAUACGAGCUCGCUGUUGAAUUGUCGAGGUCAAGUUUACUGUUGUUUCAAAGACGGCUAUGUAUUGAAGUAUUCGAUCGAAUUGAAUCGUUGGAUGAAGUUUUCGGAGAAGCCGGUGUUUUUUGAUAAAUACUUGAAGGAUAAAUACGUAUGGUUUACAAGCGAUGGAGAUAAGUUGUACAGGUCGUAUCGUAACUGGAUUCCUGUAAGUCAGAAUCGGUCGGCUUUAAGACAUGUUGUGGAAGAAUUCGAUUUUCAACAAAACGUAUGGUUGACUUUGUCAGGUAAGUCAUUUUCUGGAACGUGUUCCAAAGUGAAACAUUUUACCAUCAUUCAAGGUGGCGAACUUGCUGUGAUAUUUGGAUCAUUCUGCAUGUCAUUGAACCGAAACUUAGGACACUGGCGUAUGUUCCCACGUCCCAGCAAUUCUGCCCCUGAUAGUGAGAAAUCUAUCCUGUUGACCCAGUGUGAAGAUAGACUUUUACAUGUGCUCGAUGAUAAACUCUAUCAAUGGUCUGAAAAAAUUCACAAGUGGCAGUUUAUAAAAGAAUUACCAUCGAAAUCUAUAUCAUCCGUUGGUGUAGAAAAUUUUAGACCAUUAUAUAACCGCAUUAGUACCGUUCAUAGGGUCAAUGUUUGCACAGAUUAAUGUAAUGCAUCGAUUACCUAAUUAUACCUAGUCAAUUAUUAUUUUUUUAUUAUUGAUAAUUGUGAUAAGACUGACGUAAUUAAAAGUAAUUAUUCUG
Planococcus citri (citrus mealybug) is the source of this 2831-nucleotide messenger RNA. RefSeq lists its product as uncharacterized. The transcript is spliced from 4 exons. Gene Ontology annotation, molecular function: protein binding. The record is from RefSeq and is a predicted model, not a curated record. NCBI's taxonomy places the organism in Eukaryota, Metazoa, Arthropoda, Insecta, Hemiptera, Pseudococcidae. The coding region runs from base 308 to 2734 and encodes 808 amino acids.